Podarcis muralis (Common wall lizard) is the source of this 2428-nucleotide messenger RNA. It is a transcript of the gene RTN4RL2, whose product is annotated as reticulon 4 receptor like 2. NCBI's taxonomy places the organism in Eukaryota, Metazoa, Chordata, Lepidosauria, Squamata, Lacertidae. Gene Ontology annotation, cellular component: plasma membrane. Gene Ontology annotation, molecular function: protein binding. The record is from RefSeq and is a predicted model, not a curated record.
GCCGCCGCUACUGCUUUCUCCUCCUCCUCCACCUCCUCCUCCUCCUCCUUGUCUCUUCGUUCAUUCCUUUUCUUCUCCUGAGGUUUUGUCUGUCUUUCUUAUUUUUUGCCGUUUUCUUCCGUCCCUCCACCGAGCCUGCCUGGCACCAUGCGGCUCCGUCUAGGACCCACCCUGUACGGCUUGGCUCCCACCUUCCUGCUCCUCUUGGCCUUUCCUCUGGUGGCCGCCAUGUGCCCCAUGCUUUGCACCUGCUACUUUUCUCCGCCCACGGUCAGCUGCCAGGCCAACAACUUCUCCUCGGUGCCACGGGUCCUGCCCGCCAAUGCUCAGCGCCUCUUCCUGCAGAACAACCUGAUUGGGACCCUGCGGCCCGGCAUGUUUGGGCCGAGCCUCGUCACCCUUUGGCUCUACUCCAACAACAUCUCCUCCAUCCAGCCGGGCACCUUCCGCCACCUCCAAGCUCUGGAGUGGCUGGACCUGGGGGACAACCGCAAUUUGCGCACCCUGGACGCAGACACUUUCCGCGGGCUGGAGCGGCUGCAGUCUCUGCACCUGUACCGCUGCCAGCUGAGCAGCUUGCCGACCACCAUCUUCCGUAACCUCUUCAGCCUCCAAUACCUCUACCUUCAGGAGAACAACCUGCUUUGCCUGCAGGACGACCUUUUUGUGGAUCUGGCAAACCUGAGCCACCUUUUCCUGCACGGCAACAAGAUCUGGCAGCUUUCCGAGAAUGUCUUCCGGGGUCUGUCUGGAUUAGACCGCCUGUUGCUGCACAGGAACCGCCUGCAUGCCGUUCCGACUUGGGCCUUCCGUGAUCUGGGCAAGCUCACCAUCCUCUACUUGUUCAACAACAGCCUGACCACCCUCUCCGGGGAAACCCUCUCAGACUUGCCGUCCCUGGAGUUCCUACGCCUCAACAACAACCCGUGGGCCUGCGACUGCCGGGCCCGAUCCCUCUGGGCCUGGUUCCAGCGCACGCGCGUCUCCGUCUCGGACGUCAUAUGCACUUCUCCGGCUGACCGCGUGGGGCGCGACAUGCGCCGCCUCAACGAAACGGCCUUCCGGGGCUGCCCGCCGGGCAACCACCACCCUGUGGGCUUUGACUGGGGUUGCAGGCCUGAGUGGGAGAAUGGAGCAGCUCACCCCCACCCCCACCCCCGCCCUCACUCCAAUGGCUCAUCCAAUCACCUCUAUGGCCUCGGGGGGUCGCCUCCCGCCGACCCCUCCUCCUUCUACAGGGACGUGCCGGCCAAUGACAUCCGCAGCCCCAAGUAUGACCCACCCACGGAGGACGGCUACUGGGGGGGCUAUGGCAACGAAGAAGGGGGGCAGCUGAAAAAGGGGUGCCCGGGACCUGGCUGUUCUUCUCUGGACUCUGGAGGUACCAGGAUUGGCGUCCUGUUGCUUCCCUUUCCCUGGCUGCUGAUGCUUUGGGGACCUUCCUGGUUUUGACAAUGGAGGGUGGCUGCUCUGCUGGAUGCUAAGCUGCCUUUAUGAGAACUGACUCUCUGGGAGAUCCAAGCCAGGAUGGGUCCCCACCCAGGGCUUAGCUGAGGCCAAAGGGAUUAAGCUUCCUCCUGCUACAGGGACAAAGGGAGACUAGAUCCGUUGCUGCUGCUUUCCUGGCCAUUUGUGAGACUUAACACUGGAGCCACUUUCUGGGUGGUAUCUGACAUAUUUUGUGAACAUAUGGCAAGGGCGCCCCCUUUUUAUUUCUGGGGUGUUGCAUAAUUCUGCUAAAGAUGUUCCCUUAAUGCUACUGCUAUCCAGGGCUGUUACGAGGCCUUCUGUGUUUUCCAUAUCCUGGAAAGAGCAGGGAUCUCUUCUGUGCAUGACAAGGAAGUGCGGAAUGAAUGAGGAUCUGAUCUUCAGAGGUUCUGUUCUUUCUUCAAUAUCCUACCAUGCACAUAAGUGCCUGCUUUGUCCAAUCAGAUAGGAUAUCUCAACUCAGAAAAAAAAGAAACGAAAUACCAUUCUCCUCCUGAGCCGCAGAAGGCUACAGGAAUCUUGGGCCCUUGUCACUCUUGACUCCUCCCCCAUUAUUUGGUAUAUGUUUUGGGGUUUUUAGUUUAAACACCAGGGGACCAAGUCACAUAAUCAGUUCAGGUAAUAAUUACCCAGUGCAAUGUUUCACUGGGUAAGCUAAUCUUCAUUGGCAGGGAUAGUGUCUACAUGAUGAUGAAAGUGGCUGUGUUGGCUCUUCCAUACUACCAAGUCUUAGGCAACAGUUGCAGUUAUCUCAUGAUAAACACGAUCAUGUGAAUUGGCCCUUGCUCAUAACUGCUGGUCUUCAUUUUUUGUGUGGCCGUGUCCUCUCCCCACCCCACCCCUGGUGCCUCCAUGUCUUCCCCUACCCCUAUUUUCCCUUGAAAAAAGGCCAAAAAAUUGGUUGGUUGGAGAACUAUUAAACUAUUUUAGUAUGGCUUGG